AUGGCUACUAGUCAUGUUCGCUCGAUCAGCUUGCCCUCCAGAUCUCAUCCUCUGAAUGGAAGUGUUGAAGAUCAAUUGGAGAGGUUGAGAUCAUCACAAACAACUUCCACUUCUGCUUACCACAAAUUGAGUGGCCUCAAAGUUUUGUACGAGUGUGUUGAUGAUUUUCUUCAACUGCCUCUAUCCCAACAAACCCUCUCCAAUGAACAACACAAAGAAGGGGCAGAAGAGGUGUUGAAUGGAUCUUUUCUCUUGUUGGAUGUGUGCAGCACCACCAGAGAUGCUUUUUCAUCAAUGAAGGAAUGCUUGCAGCAACUUGAAUCAUCCCUCAGAAGAAGAAAAGGUGGAGAAUCUGGCUUGGCAACUGAAGUUGAAGCCUAUAUGGUUUCUAGGAAACAAAUUAAUAAAACAAUCCGCAAAUGCUUUAGAAAUUUGAAGAGCGUGGAAAAGAAAAACCCUUCAGCAGUAGAUGCUGUCGGCAUGCUAAGAGACGUUAAAGAAAUAAGCCUUGAAAUUUUCCAAUCUCUCUUGUCCUUGGCUUCUCAGCCAAAGGCAAGAUCAAGCUCCCAUGGCUGGUCUGUCGUUUCAAAAUUAUUUCAAUCCAAGAGUGUAUCAUGCGAAGGCGAAGCCACAGAAUUGGAAAAGAUAGAUGCUGAAUUGCUUGUCCUGAAGUCAAGCAAAGACAUCAAUCCUGUACAAGUGCAAAAUGUAUUGAAAGGACUCGAGGCAUUAGAGUCCAGCUUUCAGGAAGCAGAGGAGGAGUUGGAGGGAGUUUACAGGAAGCUAGUGAAAACCAGAGUCUCAAUUCUCAACACUCUCAGCCACUAG
This is a messenger RNA of Populus trichocarpa (black cottonwood), 828 nucleotides long. RefSeq lists its product as uncharacterized. The record is from RefSeq and is a predicted model, not a curated record. The transcript has a single exon. Gene Ontology annotation, biological process: root development; shoot system development. Bases 1 to 828 code for a protein of 275 amino acids. Lineage: Eukaryota; Viridiplantae; Streptophyta; Magnoliopsida; Malpighiales; Salicaceae.